Molecule: messenger RNA, 12153 nt
Organism: Oncorhynchus kisutch (coho salmon)
Lineage: Eukaryota; Metazoa; Chordata; Actinopteri; Salmoniformes; Salmonidae
Product: T-lymphoma invasion and metastasis-inducing protein 1
Exons: 28
Coding region: 503-5974 (1823 amino acids)
Biological process (GO): activation of GTPase activity; small GTPase-mediated signal transduction
Cellular component (GO): plasma membrane; cytosol
Molecular function (GO): guanyl-nucleotide exchange factor activity; protein binding
Source: RefSeq, a predicted model, not a curated record
CGCCCCGCCCUCACCUCGCGGCGUGAAAACAACAUGGUAGCGGAAACACGGAGCUUCUAGCGGAACAGACACAGUCUAGCGAUAGCAUGUUCUACACAGCGGGUCAAAUUCACCGCACACACUGGACGACAACCACAAUAAUCACCUGAGAGUAAUGACAGUUGAAAGAGGAGUGUCAGGAUUCUGGAGCCAACAGAAUGGAGCGUGAAAUGUCUCCAGUGAUGCAGUGAUUUCCUCUGAAUCUGAGCAGUCGGGCUGAAAGGAAGCACACUGGCUCUGCCUAGUUGCAGCAAGAUCUUUUGAGUACAUAUCAGCGGCAUCAGGACCAUUUUCUCUCUCUCUCUCUCGCUCUCUCUCGCUCUCUCUCGCUCUCUCUCGCUCUCUCUCGCUCUCUCGCUCUCUCUCGCUCUCUCUCGCUCUCUCUCUGUGUGAUUGGAUAGACAGCCUGACGGUUGGAACUCAACAUUCCAGUGAUGUCAACGCCAGACUUCAGACUGUAACCAUGGGCAACGUGGAGAGCCAGAACGGCGAUCACGCCUUCUACGGCACCCAACAUGGCCACCUGUCCCGUAAGCACAUGUCUCGAUCUCUCCGCGUCUCCAACAAGCACCAUCAGUCCCAGUCCAGUUCUGGUUCCACCCGCCGCUCCCGUGACUGUCACGCCUCGCAAGGCAAAGUGGAUCACCGAAACUCUGAGACCUCCACGCGUUCCAGCAGCACCCCUAGUAUCCCACAGUCCUUAGUGGAUCACGCCCUGGAGCCCUUCAACCAGACCAAUGUCCUGUCAGACUACUCCUCUCCGAUCUGGGUGGACCGCGUGGCCAUGAACCUCCGGCCCGUCUCCUGCCAUACCCACCUAGACAACCCAUCUGAAACACUCCAUCAAGACGCAGAGUCACCUGGGACUAGACCCCACGAACCCCAGGGUCUACAGGACAGAGGACUGGGCCUAUACAGUAACACAGGGGAGGCGACCUACCUUCAGAAGACUAGAGACGGACCUAGGGAACCUCGAGAGGUGGUCAGCUUCAAGAAGAAGAGAUCCAAAUCAGCCGACAUGUGGAGGGAAGACGACAGCCUGGACUUCAGUCUGUCAGACCUCAGCCAGGAACACCUCACCAGGUUAGAGAAGUCAGACCUCAGCCGGGAACACCUCACCAGGUUAGAGAAGUCAGACCUCAGCCGGGAACACCUCACCAGGUUAGAGAAGUCAGACCUCAGCCGGGAACACCUCACCAGGUUAGAGAAGUCAGACCUCAGCCGGGAACAUCUCACCAGGUUAGAGAAGUCAGACCUCAGCCGGGAACACCUCACCAGGUUAGAGAAGUCAGACCUCAGCCGGGAACACCUCACCAGGUUAGAGAAGUCAGACCUCAGCCAGGAACACCUCACCAGGUUAGAGAAGUCAGACCUCAGCCAGGAACACCUCACCAGGUUAGAGAAGUCAGACCUCAGCCAGGAACACCUCACCAGGUUAGAGAAGUCAGACCUCAGCCAGGAACACCUCACCAGGUUAGAGAAGUCAGACCUCAGCCAGGAACACCUCACCAGGUUAGAGAAGUCAGACCUCAGCCGGGAACACCUCACCAGGUUAGAGAAGUCAGACCUCAGCCAAGAACACCUCACCAGGUUAGAGAAGUCAGACCUCAGCCGGGAACACCUCACCAGGUUAGAGAAGUCAGACCUCAGCCAGGAACACCUCACCAGCACAGAGGAGAUCAUCGACACAGAGGAGGUAGAAGACUUCCCUGAUUGUGACGGCCUGCUGGGGCUCAUGUCCCCUGAGGGUCUGGAGAGUCUGGACGCAGCAGGCCGAGCCAACUCCCUGGACCAGCUCUACGGGGGUCAGAAGACCCCGACUCGCCGACCCGCUGGACGCUACGCUAAGUGGCACCAUGACGCUAACCGCUCCGCCCGGGAGGGUGAUAAGAUGGUGUCUCCGGAAGAGGAGGAUGAUGGGAACUCGUACGGAGCGUAUACUCUGCCCUGCCGACGCUCACACUGCCUGUCUGAGGGGCUAACCAAUCCCCGGGCUGCCACCUGCGCCACCAUGCAGGGACGCAGGGCACAGACCAUACAGGAUGUGACAGCUGGAGAGGGCAGUGAGUACGAGGACAGUGGCAUCGACGGGCUGACGGCUUCGGGGGUGGAGCAUCAGUCCCGGCGCUAUAAGACCAUGUCUAUGUCCUUCUCCGUGUGCUCGGCGGCAGGGCGGAGCCUGUUCGCUGGCAGUGACAGCGGAAGCAGCAGCGGGGGAGGAGCCAGUGAGGGGGUUCAGGGGGUCUACGAGAACUUCAGACAGGAGUUGGAGAUGAGCUCAUGUCAGACAGAGAGUCUGGAGGAGGCGGGGUCAGCCCUGAGUGACGAGCAGAGCACCAUGAGUUCAGCCUACCAAUCAGAUCCCCUGCACGGCGUCGUCCAGGGAACCGUGCGGAAGGCAGGCCGGCUGGCCGUCAAGAACUUCCUGGUUCACAAGAAAAGCAAGAAGGUGGAGUCGGCCACCAGGAGGAAGUGGAAGAGCUACUGGGUCUGCCUCAAAGGAUGCACUCUGUUCUUCUACGAGACGGACGGACGGUCGGGGAUCGACCACAACAGUGUCCCUAAACAUGCGGCGUGGGCUGAGAACAGUAUCGUCCAGGCCGUCCCUGAACACCCCAAGAAGGACUUUGUCUUCUGCCUCAGCAACUCUCUAGGAGAUGCUUUUCUCUUCCAGACAUGCAGUCAGACGGAGCUGGAGAACUGGAUCACGGCCAUCCACUCGGCGUGCGCGGCGGCCGUUGCCAGGCAGCAUCACCGGGAGGACACGGUGCGUCUGUUGAGGGCGGAGAUUAAGAAGCUGGAGCAGAAGAUCGACAUGGACGAGAAGAUGAAGAAGAUGGGAGACAUGCAGCUCAGUGCCGUGACCGAUACCAAGAAGAGGAAAACCAUACUGGACCAGAUCUUUCUGUGGGAGCAGAACUUGGAACAGUUUCAUAUGGGUUUGUUCCGGUUCCGCUGUUACCUGGCCAGUCUGCAAGGAGGGGAGCUGCCCAACCCCAAACGCCUGCUAGCCUUCGCCUCCAGACCCACUAAACUGGCCAUGGGACGCCUCGGAAUCUUCUCUGUGUCGUCCUUUCAUGCUCUGGUGAGUUGCGAGCUGACUUGCCUGGUUAAAUACCAUAAAACAAAUAAGCUAGGUCUAAACAAUGUCUUUCUAUCUCUCCAGAAGAGUCAUGAGGGGAAGAGUCUUCCUCAGGUCAACUCAGACAGUCACAUGACAGACAGUGAUAUCUGGGUGCCUGACCACCUGACCCCGUCCUGGGUGUGUCUUCCUAACGACCAGCCUGUCCUCGCCAUCGUCCAGCCUGGAGAGUCUGCUCUGUACACGCUGGAGACCAUCUGCAAGGCCCACCAGCUGGAUUCCACCAAACAUUACCUGCGUCUCAAGUUCCUCAUGGAUAACCAAGUCCAAUUCUACAUCCCUAAACCUGACGAGCAGCUGUGUGACUUGCUUUACAAAGAGAUAGAGCUGGGCUCCAAAAUAACCAAAGUCAUCCAGUUCGACAGGGAUGAGUCCUGUAUGAUUGGCUACGGGUUUUCCAUCUCAGUGGUAGAGGAGGAUUUGGUGCAGCAGCUCUACAUAACCGAUGUAAAGGCGGGAGGAUUGGCCUUCGCUAGAGGUCUGAAUGCGGGCGAUGAGAUCUUGCAGCUGAAUGGGAAAGACUCAUGCAGAUUGAAGUUCGGGGACAUGAAGGGGGCGUUUUCCCAGGCCUCUCUGUCCCUGACCGUCAACACUCUGCCCUCCACGGACCGACGACAGAUCUGUUAUCUGCCCCCCCGACGCUCUGACGCACAGGAAGUCCUCCACACAGACAUCUUCUCUGUGAACCAGGAGGAGAUUCUGGAUGACGGGGUUGGCCUGAUGCUGGAUAGUUCUGGAGACAGCCUGGACGACGACUCUGAGAUCUUCAGCGAGGCAGACCAAUGCAGAAAGAGUACAGAGCAGGUCGCAGCAUUCUGCCGCAGUCUCCAUGAUAUGAAUCCGUCUGAGUGUGCCACGACCUCCUCAUCCCCCAGCCUGGACUCGCCCUUCCGUCCCCCUGCCACCGGCACCGCCAGCCGCCAGCUCUCCGACGCCGACAAGCUACGCAAAGUAAUCUGUGAGCUGGUGGAGACGGAACGCACCUAUGUCAAAGAUCUCAAUUGUCUCAUCGGGAGGUACUUAACCCCACUGCAGAAGGAGACGUGCCUCACUCAGGAUGAGCUGGACAUUCUGGUUGGGAACCUGCCUGAGAUGGUUGAGUUCCAGGUGGAAUUCCUGAAGACUCUAGAAGACGGGACCAGAUUGGUCCCAGACCUGGAGAAGCUGGAGAGAGUGGACCAGUUCAAGAAAAUCCUCUUUUCUCUAGGAGGUUCCUUCCUGUACUAUGCAGAUCGGUUUAAGAUCUACAGUGCGUUCUGCGCCAGCCACACCAAAGUCCCUAAGGUGCUCGUAAAGGCUAAGACCGAUGCAGACUUCAAGGCGUUUCUGGAAGAGAGGAACCCGAAACAGCAACACUCAUCAACCCUGGAGUCCUACCUGAUCAAACCCAUUCAGAGAGUUCUGAAGUACCCACUACUACUGAGAGAGCUGUACUCACUGACGGACCCUGAUAGUGAAGAACACUAUCACCUGAAUGUUGCUAUGAAGGCCAUGAACAAGGUGGCCAGUCACAUCAAUGAGAUGCAGAAGAUCCACGAGGAGUUUGGGUUGGUGUUUGACCAGCUCAUAGCGGAGCAGAGUGGAGACAAGAAAGAGGUUGCUGAUCUGUCGAUGGGUGACUUGCUGCUCCACACCAGCGUAGCCUGGAUCAACCCUCCCUCCUCCCUGGGCAAAUGGAAGAAAGAACCCCAACUGGCUGCAUUCAUCUUCAGGACAGCCGCAGUGUUUGUGUGUAAGGAUGGAUCCAAGCAGAAGAAGAAAAUGGGUGGCUCCCAUCGAGUGUCGUCAAUCUCGUCUGAAGACAAGGACACAUUCCGCUUCCGUCACAUGAUCUCCACAGACACGCUCCAAGUCCGAGCCCUCAAUAACCAAGACGGAGAGGGCUCUGCCGUGUGUGAGAUCGUCCACGUCAAGUCCGAGUCAGAAGGACGGCCGGAGAGGACAUUCCACCUGUGCUGCAGUUCUGUGGACAGUAAGAAGGACUUCCUGAAGACAGUCCACUCCAUCUUAAGAGAUAAACAACGACGUCAACUGAUGAAGACAGAGUCUCUACCUCCCAACCAGCAGUAUGUCCCCUUCGGAGGCAAACGCCUCUGUGCCCUGAAGGGAGCCAGACCUGCCAUGAACAGAGCAGCGUCAGACCCGGCGAGGACCCUGGGCCGGAGGAAACUGGUGAGGAACCGUUUCACUAUCGACACAGACAUCGUCUUCGACAGCGAGCCGGACCAGGAGUCCCCUCUGUCUCCACUGUCUUCUGAAGAGCCUGAGGGACAGGGACAAAGAGAAGGAAAGGAACGGGGGGAGGUGCAGGCAGGGGAUACAGACCGCGGGGUGGAGGAGCAGGCAGGGGAUACAGACCGCGGGGUGGAGGAGCAGGCAGGGGAUACAGACCGCGGGGUGGAGGAGCAGAUUGACCUGGAGCGCUACGAGGCGCAGCAGGAGAAGGAGGUGAAAGGAGGAGGAGACGUGAAAGAAACAGAGAUCUUUAGUGAUGAUUUCUGCCUGUCUGUCAGAGGACCCUCCACUGAAUCACUGUCCAACACAGACCUAGAUGGGCCUAUCGGGGCCCUGUCCCUGGGAGAGGAAGGCCAAGAGAGGGGCCCUAAACACCCCCAGCCACAGGGAGCCAUGGGGACCACCACCCCAGGGAUGAGACUUUCCCACCUGGGGAAGCAGCGUGGCCUAGCUGGGAUGAGUGUGGAUGACCAAGGGGGUAGGGAGGAAGGUGAGGACAUCUGGCUACGCAGGGAGAACUGUCCCCCGGACUCAGGGGGUCAGACACUACAGAGCUAGAGUACAAGAUCAGCAGAUGGUUACAGACAGUGUGUCUCACCACUCAGACAGAGCGCUUUAUAUGAGUUACAAAUGGCACCCUUUUCCCUAUUUGGGGGCCCAUAAGGUUCUGGUCGAAAGUAGUGCACUAUAUAGGGAAUAGGGUUCUAUAGGCCCUGGUCUAAAGUAGUGCACUAUAUAUAGGGAAUAGGGUUCUAUAGGGUCCUGGUCUAAAGUAGUGCACUAUAUAUAGGGAAUAGGGUUCUAUAGGGCCCUGGUCUAAAGUAGUGCACUAUAUAGGGAAUAGGGUUCUAUAGGGCCCUGGUCUAAAGUAGUGCACUAUAUAUAGGGAAUAGGGUUCUAUAGGGCCCUGGUCUAAGGUAGUGCACUAUAUAUAGGAAAUAGGGUUCUAUAGGGCCCUGGUCCAAAGUAGUGCACUAUAUGUAGGGAAUAGGGUUCUAUAGGGCCCUGGUCUAAGGUAGUGCACUAUAUAGGGAAUAGGGUUCUAUAGGGCCCUGGUCUAAAGUAGUGCACUAUGUAGGGAAUAGGGUUCUAUAGGGCCCUGGUCUAAAGUAGUGCACUAUAUAUAGGGAAUAGGGUUCUAUAGGGCCCUGGUCUAAAGUAGUGCACUAUAUAUAGGGAAUAGGGUUCUAUAGGGCCCUGGUCUAAGGUAGUGCACUAUAUAUAGGGAAUAGGGUUCUAUAGGGCCCUGGUCUAAAGUAGUGCACUAUAUAGGGAAUAGGGUUCUAUAGGGCCCUGGUCUAAAGUAGUGCACUAUAUAGGGAAUAGGGUUCUAUAGGGCCCUGGUCUAAAGGGUGCCAUUUGGGAAGCAUCCAUGAGCUUCAAGAAAGAAUCAGUAAGCAAUCAAUCAAUCAAUCCCCACCCAUCAAUAUUCCAUGUGCAUAGAUAUGCAUGGCACAGCUACUUCAAGCUGCUAUAUCCACUCCUUGUCAGUGUACCUCCAUUGGGAGCAAUACUGGAAUACAGGGAGGGGAGGGGUCUUAUUGAAUCAACCAAUCAUACGGAGACAUGGAGGGGUCUUAUCCAAUCAUAUGGUGAUGUGGAGGUCAAACUGUGAGAGACUGACUGGCUGGCUGGCUGGCUGGCUCACUGUCUGACAGUACAAUCAUGGACCCUUAUCAAUACUGUUGCUUGGCAUGGUUUGCACAUUGGGGCAGAUACCAGGGGGUACUAUAGGUUCCUGCACAUUGGGGCAGAUACCAGGGGGUACUAUAGGUUCCUGCACAUUGGGGCAGAUACCAGGGGUACUAUGGGUUCCUGCCCAUUGGGGCAGAUACCAGGGGUACUAUGGGUUCCUGCCCAUUGGGGCAGAUACCAGGGGGUACUAUAGGUUCCUGCACAUUGGGGCAGAUACCAGGGGGUACUAUAGGUUCCUGCACAUUGGGGCAGAUACCAGGGGGUACUAUAGGUUCCUGCACAUUGGGGCAGAUACCAGGGGGUACUAUAGGUUCCUGCACAUUGGGGCAGAUACCAGGGGGUACUAUAGGUUCCUGCACAUUGGGGCAGAUACCAGGGGGUACUAUAGGUUCCUGCACAUUGGGGCAGAUACCAGGGGGUACUAUGGGUUCCUGCCCAUUGGGGAAGAUACCAGGGGGUACUAUAGGUUCCUGCCAAUUGGGGCAGAUACCAGGGGGUACAAUAGGUUCCUGCACAUUGGGGCAGAUACCAGGGGGUACUAUAGGUUCCUGCCCAUUGGGGCAGAUACCAGGGGGUACUAUGGUAUGUUGUCAAGUGUGCGUAUUUGUUUGUAGCACAUGAAACGCAGUGUUGUGACUAUAACUACUGUUCCAAGAAGGAGGGAAACGAGGUACAACACACAGAGAGGGGAGUCGCUCUUCAGGGUGAAGGAUCUAGAAUCACGGCUGACAAGGCCAAUUUACAUCCUCUCCUUGCUGGAAGCCACACCUUCCACAGGUGAUAAGCGUGAGGCUCAGAUUAAUUCCUUCAAUUUAAUAUCGCUCUUUACCGAGCCGAACGGGCGGUGCAGGGCCAAACAGGUGUUGUACCUCGUUUACCUCCUUCAGAAAACAGUAGUUAUAGUCAUAACGUUAUGUUCCCUUCCAGCCAGUCAACUUCGGUACAACAUACUAUGGGGAAAUAUAAUCCCUCCCCAACCCAACCCUAACGGAUACUAAAUGAACCUGACCCCCACCAGAUGCGGCAGUCACACUGUGCGCUGCCUAGUGACUUCCCCUUGUCCCCUGGUCCCAGCCGUAAGCACACUGUGUGACAUCCAAGCGAUAAAACCUCACAAGUGUGUGGCGAUGCCCAACUAUCUCCUAUAGUCAACGCUUUAAACAAUGGCCGACACGUUGCCAGACUCCUGGUGGAGUGGGCACGUACACCGCGCUAGGUAACCCCUUGCUGCUAUAUGCCAGAGAGAGAGAUCCCCCACAAUCCAGUGGGAGAGACGCUGCUUAGAGAGCGUCCUGCUGGAUUAGCAAAACAGAAAGAAAAAACAAUAUGCUGGUCACAUGACCCAGGGCCGUUCAAUAUACGUGAAGUGAAGUUCGCACCGGACACACGGCAUGUAACCUCCAUGGCUCUUCAGAAAGCAAACAGAGGAGGCUGAAAAGGGAAAAUGUCGGAGAAAAGGGCGCAUUUGGACGCAAGUUCACCUUAAGAGUUGGGGGGGGGGGUGACUGAGUACAGUGAAGGGUGUACGCAUAACGCGCGGGAGAUCCCCGAUCCAUGAGCAGGGAGGCUUUGAAGGCGAGGAUAUUCAGAUCCACCAGACUCCAGAGGCUCAAAGGGGGAUGCGUACAGCGCCGCCAAAUCCAGAGCCAAACCCCAUUUAAUAGAUUUAGAGAUCCGUCUGAACCGCACCACCAGAAGGUGAGUCCCGGUGAGGCUCCGUCAAUCCCCACAUGAUGCUGAGAAUAGUAAUACAUUGUACAUUUUUAAAGUAGAGAAUAGCUCCUCUAGGAACAUAAGGAUGUCCCUCACAGAGCACUGAAAAGGAACAAGUCCUUUAUGAGAGAGAGAGAGAGCCAGACAGACAGACAGAGAGAGACCGAGAGAGAGAUCCCUCACAGAGAACUGAAAAGGAACAAGUCCUUUAUCUUGGCACCAGAGCUCAAGCGCUUGCCACUUCUAUGCAUACAGCCCUCUCAUGGACGGUGGAGCCCUUACAGACUGAAUGUUAAAUCAAAUCCAAAUCAAAUUUAUUCAUAAAGCCCUUCUUACAUCAGCAGAUAUCUCAAAGUGCUGUACAGAAACCCAGCCUAAAACCCCAAACAGCAAGCAAUGCAAGUGUAGAAGCACGGUGGCUAGGAAAAACUCCCUAGAAAAGCCAGAACCUAGGAAGAAACCUAAAGAUGAACCAGGCUAUGUGGGGUGGCCAGUCCUCUUCUGGCUGUGCCGGGUGGAGAUUAUAACAGAACAUGGCCAAGAUGUUCAAAUGUUCAUAGAUGACCAGCAGGGUCAAAUAAUAAUAAUCACAGUGGAUGUCGAGGGUGCGGCAAGUCAGCACCUCGGGAGUAAAUGUCAGUUGGCUUUUCAUAGCCGAUCAUUGAGAGUAUCUCUAACGCUCCUGCUGUCUCUAGAGAGUUGAAAACAGCAGGUCUGGGACAGGUAGCACGUCUGGUGAACAGGUCAGGUUUCCAUAGCCGCAGGCAGAACAGUUGAAACUGGAGCAGCAGCACGGCCAGGUGGACUGGGGACAGCAAGGAGUCAUCAGGCCAGGUAGUCCUGAGGCAUGGUCCUAGGGCUCAGGUCCUCCGAGAGAGAGAGAAUUAGAGAGAGCAUACUUAAAUUCACACAGGACACCGGAUAAGACAGGAGGGGGGGGGCGCCAACCCAGACAGGAAUAUCACGUCAGUGACUCAACCCAUUCAAGUGACGCACCCCUCCUAGGGACGGCAUGGAAGAGCACCAGUAAGCCAGUGACUCAGCCCCUGUAAUAGGGUUAGAGACAGAGAAUCCCAGUGGAGAGAGGGGAACCGGCCAGGCAUUGCUCCAGUGCCUUUCCAUUCACCUUUCCACUCCUGGGCCAGACUACACUCAAUCAUAUGACCCACUGAAGAGAUGAGUCUUCAGUAAAGACUUAAAGGUUGAGACCGAGUCUGCGUCUCUCACAUGGGUAGGCAGACCAUUCCAUAAAAAUGGAACUCUAUAGGAGAAAGCCCUGCCUCCAGCUGUUUGCUUAGUAAUUCUAGGGACAGUUAGGAGGCCUGCGUCUUGUGACCAUAGCGUACGUAGCGUACGUGUAGGUAUGUACGGCAGGACCAAAGAGCAAGCACUUGUAAUGCUUUGUAGGUUAGCAGCAAAACCUUGAAAUCAGCCCUUGCCUUAACAGGAAGCCAGUGUAGGGAGGCUAGCACUGGAGUAAUAUGAUACAUUUUUGUGGUUCUAGUCAAGAUUCUAGCAGCCGUGUUUAGCACUAACUGAAGUUUAUUUAAUGCUUUAUCCUGGUAGCUGGAAAGUAGAGUGUUGCAGUAGUCUAACCUAGAAGUGACAAAAGCAUGGAUAUAUUUUUUUGCAUCAUUUUGGACAAAGUUUUUUGCAAUGUUACGUAGAUGGAAAAAACUGUCCUUGAAACAGUCUUGAUAUGUUCGUCAAAAGAGAGAUCAGGGUCCAGAGUAACGCCGAGGUCCUUCACAGUUUUAUUUGAGACGACUGUACAACCAUCAAUAUUAAUUGUCAGAUUCAACAGAAGAUCUCUUUGUUCCUUAGGACCUAGAACAAGCAUCUCUGUUUUGUCCGAGUUUAAAAAUAGAACAUUUGGCAGCCAUCCACUUCCUUAUGUCUGAAACACAGGCUUCUAGCGAGGGCAAUUUUGGGGCUUCACCAUGUUUCAUCGAAAUGUACAGCUGUGUGUCAUCCACAUAGCAGUGACAAGUUAACAUUAUGUUUCCGAAUGACAUCACCAAGAGGUAAAAUAUAUAGAGAAAACAAUAGUGGUCCUAAAACGGAACCUUGAGGAACACCGAAAUUUACAGUUGAUUUGUCAAACCAUCCACAGAGAAAGUUGCCAUCGGUAACACUAAACUUCCUCAAGAAUUCUACAUGGGCACACUGACUGGUUGGAGGGAGGGCCACCUGAGCAUGCACUAAGCCGAGACAAGCUACUCAGAAAUUAUCUUUCAGAGAAAUACUAUAACCGUGUGACUGGAGGACAGUUUAGUUGGCGCAAUGUAACGUCUCGCUUUCUAAUUGUUUGUUUUAGUAGCCUGAAUCGGUCGGGUUCACAUCGAGGUGAAAGCGGAAUAAUUCAAGGUAUGAAUCCGAGCCUAGCGCGUGUCCCCUGUGGAAAGUCGGAGCUUCCAGGGAAGCGCGGAUUUCGUCAGCCCUGUCAGGCGCGAUCGUAGAUCCUUCAACCGAAGUCGCGAGAGUGCGACUCCCCAUAGUAUGUUGAACCGAAGUUGACUGACACAAAGGGAACCUUGUCUGAGAGACAGCUUUUGUACAAUAGGAUAUUAUCUGAAUCCUUCCACAGAUCAAGGUUUGAGGACAGCCUAGUCAAGUCUUGCAAAGUUUACUAAUAGGUGUGUGUUUUCAUUUUUAUCCUAGGAACACAGAUGCGUUUUUAUUUUUUUGGCGUAAUUUUACUUUCUUCGUUCGUGUAUAUAAUUUUGACUUCCUGUUUUGAAAAACCGAAACCAGGCUGACUAGCUUUUUAGUCUUACAACUAUUUGGUUUGUUCUCUGAUGACAUAGAAGCCUCACUGAGGCUAAGGGAAUUGUGUUUUUUAAGUUAACAAAAUCCUGUUUUACUUGAAUUGUCAUAUUAUUAAUUUGUAAUCAUUUUUUCGUCUUGUUUUUUGUUGUUGUUGUUGGUCAACCAUGUUCCUUUACGGCUCUUCAUUCCACCGGUUCUGAUUACUACAUUAUCUUUUGUGAAUAAUAACUCUUCGUGCACAUUUUUUUUCACAGUCUUUUUCUGUUAAGAAAUUAAUUUCUUGCAGUUCUCCGUUUGUUCACCACCGAUAAUGCACUAUCAAUAGCCUUGAUUUUAUUUAUUCAUCUAGUGAAUUGGUGUUGAUGAUAUUUGCCACCACAACAGACCCCCCCCCCCCCCCCCCAAUCAAGAUGGCGAAUAUGUGUAAACAUAAACCCUCCAAUAAUUAUAUGAAUAAUUAUAAUGCUUGUGAAACAACCCAUUGUGCUUUUAUUACUCUGUAUGUAAAUAUUAUAAUGUGUAUAUCAUAUCAAAUAAAUUGGUUUCCUACUUGUCAUUUA